Molecule: messenger RNA, 2342 nt
Organism: Saprolegnia diclina VS20
Lineage: Eukaryota; Oomycota; Saprolegniomycetes; Saprolegniales; Saprolegniaceae
Exons: 2
Coding region: 54-2297 (747 amino acids)
Source: RefSeq, a predicted model, not a curated record
AAGAAACCAAGGUCCAGAACGCCUGAGCAAGUGGCUUUUGACUCUAAUCAAGGAUGCUUGCGGGACCCAAGGCAGAAGCCUCACCCCACUCGAUGCUUGCCGAAGCGAGCAAAGUACUCUCAACUGCCCCAUUGCAUCGUCGCAGCUUUGUCGUUCUGGCUCUGCUCGUGUACCUGACCAUUACAUUUGCGCAGCUCGUGAGCGAAUGCUUUCGACGCAUGGGCUCGCUCUUGUCCUUUGCGCAGCCAAAAGAGCUCGCGAUCCUCUCGAUCGUGCUGCAAUCGCUCUCAUCGCUCAACGUCUCGAGCGCCAACCUCAACGGCAACACACUAACGCCCGAUGGGUCGCUCAACGUGAACUUUGGUUUGACUCUUGGACCUGACGUCGGUGGCGAGAUCGGAUUCUUUCCUCUCUAUAUUGAAGCGCUCGGUCAGAAUGCUUACUCUGUUUUCUGGGGGACGACAGCAACACUCUGGAGCAGGCUUCCUGAUGUUGCCUCUGCACUCGGCGGCGUCAAUUUUGGCGGCGACUGGUGGGAUGUACAGGCGGCUACGGUUGCUAGCACGUCGUACAUAUCGUUCACGGGAGUUCCGGCCAACAUGACGCUUCUCACAGCAUCGUACAGCGACCUCGUUGCACUGCUACGUUUGAAUGCAUCGGGCCUCCUCUCGGAAGACAACGUUCGCGCGCUCCUCCCAAAAUCUGCCGUCCCAAAGGUGGCUGAAGCGGGUAAAAUCGUAUUCAAGUCGUACUCGACCGAUCCCCAGCUCCUCACAUACUUCAAUUUGGUGUUUCCGGACGCGUCCUGGUUGUCUGGUCUCGGCGCGAGUGACAUUGCAGUGUCAUCUUCCCAAACAAAAUGCCAGCUACGCCAGUUUCCGUCGCUCAAAAAGCUGCGCAGCCCAGCUGCGUUCAACCGAUUUGCAGACCAAGGUUGCUGGGUAAACGCUUCGAUUCUGCCAAGCGCGCCGUACGCCUCUUACGUCGUAAAUGCAACCGACAUGGGAGAAUGGGUCGUUGAGUGCGUAACUCCGGAAGUGACUGCAAUGUGCUCCAAUAUGCGCUGGCACGCCCGAAUGUACGACCGCGUGGCCUCGACAAUGUACUUCACUAAAAUCGCGCUCUCGGGUCCGAGGCAUCUCGUGAUAUCACAGAGUCUCUUGCUACGCCUUGUCGCUGGUAACACCUCAGAGUCAUCGAUUGGUGUUCUCUCAGCGAACGUGUUGAGCAGUCCACUCGUCGGAGACGGCACAUACUCACCAGGGCCUCUCGCCGUGUAUCUUGUUGAUACUGACACUCUAAAGACGAGCGUGCGUUGGCCGUAUCUCGCCCUAUGGGUACUGUGCCUCCUAGUGUGCCGCUCAACAUAUACAGGAAUCUGCACACUCUUGCAUUUUCUGCUCGAGUCGCCACUUGCCAUUUUUCUUGAUUGUAUCUACGCGCUUGCUCUCUUUUGCAACGGGCCGCGCUUAGUCUCAAUGCUGCUGACGCUGCAAGGUCUUUCGGUGCAAAGCUAUCUCCGAGCGUGGAUACUCGCUCUCAUGACGAUGCGACCGUUUACGACAUUGUAUUUGAUUGCUGCUAAGCAAAUCGCGCUUCUCUUGAUCGAUCGACAGCUCGUGCUCCAGCACAUGACCAUCGUCGAGUGCUCAGUUCUGAUGCUGCUCGGCGUUAUUCUCAUCCAAUGUAGUGCGCCGUCCGUCGUUGACGUCGGCAUGCACGCUGGCACGACGCUCGAUCAAGUUAUUUCAUUCGUUUACACGACGCAAGUUGCGUUCUGCGGCAUCGCGAUCGCAUUUUUGCUUUUCUUGUGUCUCGCUGCGACAUUCCUGAUCCACAAAUCACGACGCAGUACUGUUGCGCCUGGUUCCACACAUCGGGCGCGGGACCUCACGUCGUACGAUAUCUACCUCGCUGACAAGUGGCUUUCAUUUGGCGUGACGUUGCUCCGACGCUGCAGUGUACGCAAGAUGCCGUGCGUCAUGAUUGAUGGGGCGUCGCUAUGGCUGGAGGCUUUUUGCAACUGGAAUGUGAACCUCUUGACAAACUACGCGCCGUGCUUAUCACUCGGAUGUGUCCUCUACAUGGACAGAACAGGACGCCUUUUCGUGUCCGACUGGCGCUACCACGUCGAGACGACACUUGUCGGGGACGUUCUGAUUGGCGGCACGGCCGACCACGUGCGCUCAGUACCCGUUGCACCCAACGUCCUUUUUCAGCGGUCGAGCGACCCUUCGCUGCAGAAAGCCUUUGAUAACGCCAAGCACCAUGGUAUCCCUCAUCGAGCGCAAGGUUAGUGCUUCCACCACCAAGUUAAACACGUUGAAGUAAAUUGUCAGCUG